UUUAUUUUUCCCACUUUCAAAUUGAUAAUACGCCAAAGCCUUCCGCAAGGUUUAUUAUCACAGAUGGUUGUCAAAGGUCAUCAAUACGAAGUACUGAGUCAAUAUCAAUAGAGAAGGAAUAGCGCUGUUCAAAUCCCUUCGGACACAAUAUGUAUUCAACUCUUCGGCAUUGUGCCGAAGAUUAGAAAUAGCAGGGAUUAACAAGCACCGACACAGUCCAACUUCAUCGGUGAUCGUGAAAAAGUUCUCCUCAUUAAUUAAUGCGCUGCAAAAUAAUACAAAGAAACGUGACAACAAAGUGAAGUUAAUGUGAAGCAAAAAUCAUUUCUGAGCAUCUGAAGUUUAUUUUGAAGGACCAGUGAGGAACAAACACUGAUUUUCUCUUCAUCAACUCAAGGAAAUUUACUAAAAUGCCUGGAAAUAUCAGAAGGAUGAUGACAAGAUUUAUAUUUCUGUGUGUGGCAGUGGUCUCCCAAGCUGAUCAGAUUCAUCACCAUAUGACGAAACGAGAAAUCCAGGAUGUCUUCCGAGUCUCCCGUCAUGCAGCAGUUCCUCCUUACGAAGUCGUUCCUGUGCGCCAUAAAUUCAGCAAAAGGAGUGCAGGUGACGAAUAUGAAUUGAACUUGAAGGCAUUCAACAGGACAAUGAGACUUCGUCUCGAACCAAACGAAGGUAUGUUGUACGGAUUCGGCACUCCAGUGUUUACCGUCGUUCCAGACAAGUCCCAACUUCACGGAGUCAAUUACGAAAAAGUGCAUGAUGCUUUUGAAGGUGUCGGCAAAGCCUAUCGUGAUGACAGGACGAGGUCAGCAGUUGUUGUGAAGGAGCGGCCAGAUCAAUCAGUACAAAUAUUUGGACACAUUUUGAAUGACUUUGUUAUCAAACCCUUACCACGAAGGUUCAGGACCCUCGUCAGAAAUAGGACGUACUAUGGCGAUACAGGCGAUCGAUCUGAGCAAACACAUCAUAUCAUUUUCAAACGACUUAAUAUUAUUAAUGAUGAUAUUCCCAAUGAAAUACGAUUAGUGAAAGACACAUACGGUGAUCUAAAUGAAUUGCCCACCAACACAUCAUCAUCCCGAAUGCAUACGCCGGACGUAAUUUAUCCAGAGAUUUUGAUCAUUAUGGAUUACGCUUUAUUCAAAACUCAGGACAAAGAUUUGAAGAAGGCAUUGACAUACCUGUUAGCCUACUGGAACGCUGUUGACCUCUUGUACAAGGAAAUAAGUAACCCGAGAAUUCAAUUGAACAUUGCUGCAUUCAUCAUAUCGACUAAAUACGGUGGAACUCCAUUUUUUGAAAGGAACAGGAAAGACGGAUCAAUGGUAGAUGCUGAUACCGCAAUUGUCCAAAUGAGCGAGCAAUUUUAUCACGAGUCACGGUUUCCAUUCUCGAAUUAUGAUUUAGCGGUGGCAAUGACCCGACUGGACCUGUACACUCUUAAAACGAAUACACCAUACACGGAGAUAUUAGGAUAUGCUCGUGAAAGUGGUGCCUGUUGGGUUGAUGAAAUUAACAGACGAAUGAAUGCAGUCGCUAUCAUUGAGGACAAUGGAGGAUUCAGCGCCAUUCUUAGUACUGCUCACGAAAUUGGACAUUUAUUGGGUGCCCCGCAUGAUGGGAGUGAAACCACGUUUGCCUGCGAAGAUCGAGCAGGAUACCUCAUGAGUCCCAUUCUAAGCCUUCAGGAGAAUAGUUUUCAUUGGUCCGAGUGUAGCAUCAAUAAGAUCCGGGAAUUCGUCAAUUCUAAAUCAGCUGAAUGCCUGUAUAAUGUUCCCAAACCAGGACUUCCUUUGGACAGAGAAUUACCAGGAGAGUUGCUUUCAUUAGAGGAACAAUGCGAAAAAUAUGGAUCAACUUUGUGCAAGGCUGACGCCGAUGUUUGUGCAAGCUUGUACUGCUUCGAUCCGGAGAUUCAAUUUUGCCUGCCAAAAGCACCGGCUGCUGAAGGAUCCACUUGUGGCAAUAACAAGCACUGCAUAGGUGGCCAAUGUAUACUACGAAAGAAAGAAAAUCGUCAAAAAACCUACGAGGCACAUGAGCAAAAUCGUCUCAGAUGAUCCCACUGGUAGAUGAAAUUGUCUGAUGAUUAAUACGCUUCAAUUGGAUUCCAGUCGACGUUCCACGAAGUUUCAUCAGGCUGUCCAGAGAAUCCACAUCUGGUUGAGGCUUCGCUAGAGUUCAACCCCUGUUCAAUCAGGAUUUAGUCACAAUGUAAUCGUUAAUUUAAUCAAGGGACAACGAAUUUUUCUAGUAGUAACUGUCACUAUCACCUUUUAAUUUAAUUCAGAACACAUUGAAACCAUUUUGCAAUCAAAAUGUGAUUGGUAUUGCUGAUGAUCAACAUUGAUAUAUGUGAAACAUACGCAGUAGAUUAAAUCCGAAUUCUGUCCAAUUUCCGUAAUAUCAAAUCUCAUGGUGGAGUCUAGAAGUCAUUGGUUGGCAUUUUUUAGAGAGUUUUCCAGCCAUCAUUAAGUAAUUGAUAUUAAAAAAUAAAAAUCCAAACCCUGUAUUUCAUUCUCAAAGAGUUUAUCAAUUCGUAGAAAUGAGCAGUUGUAACGGAAAAUCGUGGCGAACAGGAGAAUCAA
Messenger RNA from Diachasmimorpha longicaudata, 2588 nucleotides. RefSeq names its product A disintegrin and metalloproteinase with thrombospondin motifs like. NCBI's taxonomy places the organism in Eukaryota, Metazoa, Arthropoda, Insecta, Hymenoptera, Braconidae. The coding region runs from base 411 to 2060 and encodes 549 amino acids. Gene Ontology annotation, molecular function: metalloendopeptidase activity. Gene Ontology annotation, biological process: proteolysis. The transcript has 15 exons. The record is from RefSeq and is a predicted model, not a curated record.